AUGUUGAUAGGACAAAGACGCCAUCUUGAAGAAAUGUUGAAAAGACACCAAGGUCUCUUUGCGCGGGAGCUUUGUGAACUAGGUCGAACAACAGUUGUGCAGCACGAAAUCUAUAUUGAAAAGAGACUGUCGAUUAAGCAGCAAUCCUAUCCUACGUCCAAAAUUGAACAUGAAUUUAUUGGACAAGAAAUACAAAGAAUGGAAAAAGCUGGUUUGAUUCGGCUAUCGAAUAGUUCGUGGGUGUCUCUGGUCAUCCUG
This is a messenger RNA of Racocetra persica, 258 nucleotides long. The record is from the annotation of a GenBank genome assembly. Lineage: Eukaryota; Fungi; Glomeromycota; Glomeromycetes; Diversisporales; Gigasporaceae.